Molecule: messenger RNA, 2448 nt
Organism: Dracunculus medinensis (Guinea worm)
Lineage: Eukaryota; Metazoa; Nematoda; Chromadorea; Rhabditida; Dracunculidae
Source: the annotation of a GenBank genome assembly
AUGGAUAGCAUAUUUGAAAAAGAAUUAUUAUUUUCGUCAACAUUCAGACAAAAUCCGUCAAAACACAUAAAUGUGCCAGCUCAUGAAGUACAGUCUAUACAUAAAAUAGAACCUGAAAUAUCAGCCGGUUGCUAUGAUUUUUGGGAUGCAAACUUUUUCACUGAUCGCUUUAUUAUUUGGCGUGCAUCAGAAUCGAGCCUAUAUUUAGAAGAAUAUAACGUGGAUAAUAAUUCGCCGAAUGACGGAAUUGUGAUAAAUUUUAAACCUUCAAUUAUAAUUCCUGGGACUCGAAUAGUUUUCAUGAAUGGCUUUUUUCUGAUUCUUGUUCCUACGCAAACAUCGCUUCAUCGUAUUGUUCUUGGAUUACCGUCGUCUUAUCGUUUCAAAAAAUUUGACAAAGGUCAAGGUCCCUCAUUUAUAUCACUUCUUGUUGAUGAAUUUGCAAAUUCUCGAAAUUAUUACCGCUAUGAUUUGUCAAAUCAAAUAAAUGCCAUGCGGGCUGAAAUAGCUCAAAAUGAACAAGACACCUUGGCGAUUUUUUGUACGGUUGAUGAUCGAACUGUUUUCGUGGAAUUACUUCAUGGAGUGACAACUCAACCUUUCUGUCAAGAAACAUUUUUGAAAGUGGAUAGCUUUUUAAAACGAAUACUACGUGGUGGAUCUGACAUUUCUCUGGAAAGCAAAAAAGAAUUCAGCUUAGAUCUAUUAACUUUGUUGAGAACAGAUAUUGUUCAUGGUGUUGGAAGAGUUAGGAGUGCAUCGCUAUUUAUUCAUACUUAUAACGAGAUUUUUUUUGCUAUUUUGCUAUUACAAUCAGAAUUCGAUACUUUGGUUGCUAUAAUCAAAAUUAAUCCAUCAGGAAAAUCUGCCGCUCAGCACUUUCAGUUAUUCAAAAUUCUCCAUCUUCCAUCGCGUGAAGUUUUGAAUAUUGCUUGCACAAAUUGUUAUAAUAGUUUGGCAAUCCACGCUUUAUGUCCCAUCUCUAAUGGCUACACAUUGCUUUCUUCAUUAAUCGACUGUACAACCGGAAUGAUUUUGCGGCAUUGGAAAGAAGCACUGUUAUCGAGCUUUUGUGAUUUUUCUUUUCUUGGGUCUAUAUUAAAAAAUGAAGAUCCGGCUGCAAAAAUGAGUGUAAUAUUUAAUCCAGACAUGUUUUCUAUAGAUGUUAUUCGACGCGCUGCACAGUUGGUUUGCAAAAAUUUCUUGAGGGAUUGGCCAUCAAUAGAAGAUGCAAACUGGAAAGGAUUGCAGAAAAUGAUAGAUCAUUACAUAUCUUCACCAGAGAUAGCUGCUCGAUUAAGUGAUAAUAAAGAACUAUUCUACCUUCACAAAGCAACUCGGGUAACGAUCGAUGAAAUGGUACUGGAUAGCAAUGGCCUAUUACCAGAAUAUGGAGGAUCGAGAGUCGAACGAUUUAUUUGCAAUUGCGAACCGUCAACAGAAAAGGGAAUAAUCGUCAUCCAGAAAUUUCAGACCAAAAAAACUGAAAUGGUCCUUGGAUUGAAUUCUUCAAAUGCUAUUUCAUACAUCUUUAGCGAAUAUGCUCCCUGUUGUAUUCCUGCUAUUGAAGAAAGAAAUAAAUUGGUCUAUGGUCAGAAAAGUUGGAUUUUUGAACGUAAGGACCGGCGAUAUAUGGAUUUAGCGGUGGAAAAAGGGAUGACAUCAGAGCGAGUUGCUUGGAAAUAUUUUACCUUUUUUGCUCAAAAUUAUAUGAGUCGUGGUGAAAAGUCUCUUCUGUUGGGAAAUAAAAGCGAUGAUAAUGGAAAUGAAAAGUUUUGGAACACAUUUUAUAGACUUUGUGUACAGUUUCAACAAAAUGAGAAUCAGCCAUUAGUAACUUGGUCAUCAUCUGUAUUUGGUCUUUAUGGCGUAAUAACAAAGGGAAAUUUUACUAUAUGCCGGCCUAAUGAUGAACGUAUGAAUUGGUUAAAUACAAUAUUUGAUGAAUUACCGGCUCAAAAGUCAGCAUUCGAGAAGUGUAUGACUGUUGCAUCGAGGGUUGUUUUUUGUGGAAUGGACAAGACAUGCCUUUCAUUUGAUGAAAUAAAAAAUUUCACUACAUGCUUUUCAUCUGUAAAUCUCCUUAUAAUGAACAUAAUAACAAAACUUCUCGAAUUCACUCCAAUAGAUCAACCAGUACGAUCAUCAGUGGUUAAAACUUCUUUGGCGGGUGAAUUUACUUCACGACUAGUAGCUGUUAAUUUUCGUGCCAUUAUCGAAGGUAGACUGCAUUUUAUAAAUUGUUUGAUUGCCUUGAUAUCAAUCGUUCGCUGGGAGAAUACUCAUGUUGAUUUAGAGUUAAUUGAAAGUCUUAUCAAUUGUGAGAAUGAUUUGCAUGAUGCUAACAGGCAGUAUACCAUACUUUCACAAGCUUUCAUAAUAAAGAAAAAGAGGAGGGAUCGCGAUUUUGGAACAAUACGUGCAACAUCUGGUAAUCUUUUACCUUAA